UUCACUCACUAGAUUUUGGAGAGAUUUCUCAAAUUCCACUUUCACCAAGCAUUUCCCUUGGAGUCCCGUGCCAAUGACGCGCUACCUGUACGCUGACCAAAUUUUGGAGGCCUUCAACGUGUUCCACCGACCACUCCACCUGGACGAGGUGGCUGCCUACGUGGCCGAAAUGGAGGGCAAGGCUGUUGACGAGGUGCGUUUGGCGGUGGACAACACGCUGACUGCCGGUUGGAUGCACGGCUUCCUGUCCACGGAGCACGGCCUGUUCACGCUGAUCUGCGGCUACUGGGAUGACAGCCAGCCGAAGGAGAAACAGCGCACAGCGCAACCAAUGCUAAGGAGUUCGUAGUGAAUCAUUUUGAAUGGGAAAUCCUCGCGAGCUGCCGUGGGAGCUUUGGAUACAACUCAACUAAAUUGCUCAGCAAAUAAACUGUAUUGCCACAA
Messenger RNA from Drosophila erecta, 444 nucleotides. RefSeq lists its product as uncharacterized. The record is from RefSeq and is a predicted model, not a curated record. NCBI's taxonomy places the organism in Eukaryota, Metazoa, Arthropoda, Insecta, Diptera, Drosophilidae. Bases 74 to 349 code for a protein of 91 amino acids. The transcript has a single exon.